CCAACGCUUCUUUUCGGACCCCUCGCGUGCAUGACCAGAGAUCGGUAGGACCCCUUCUACCGAGGAUUGCCGUCUUGGAAUUCCCCUCCGCUUCCUCAAGCUUGGAUUGGAAUCGUCCACCCCACUCUUAAAAUCUUAAAAUUAGAACAAACGCAGAGAGAGACUCCACCAUUCUCGCUCUCCUCUUAUCAUCAUCAUCUCUCAAAGUGGAAAGCUACCCGAAUAGCCAAUCCUCGUAUCUGCUGAGACGCGGCAGAAACCAAUACACUGCUCGAAGAGAGAGAAAGAGAGAGAGAGAGAGAGAGAGAGAGAGAGAGAGAGAGAGAGAGAGAGAGCAGGGAGGAGGUUGGAUCUGGUGACCAGAAGGAAAGCAGGAAGGGAGGAGAUAGAGAGGGAUAAGAGGGAGAGAGAUGUCGUACAGGGCGGACGACGACUAUGAUUAUCUGUUCAAGGUGGUGCUGAUCGGGGACUCGGGGGUGGGCAAGUCGAAUUUGCUGUCGCGGUUCACGCGCAACGAGUUCAGCCUCGAGUCCAAGUCCACCAUCGGCGUCGAGUUCGCCACCCGCAGCAUCCACGUCGACGACAAGGUCGUCAAGGCCCAGAUUUGGGACACCGCCGGCCAAGAAAGAUAUCGCGCAAUCACAAGUGCAUACUACAGAGGAGCCGUUGGUGCACUUCUUGUUUAUGAUGUCAGUCGCCAUGUCACAUUUGAGAAUGUGGAGAGGUGGCUGAAGGAGCUCAGAGAUCACACAGAUGCCAACAUUGUGAUCAUGCUCAUAGGAAACAAGGCUGACUUGCGCCACCUAAGGGCUGUCUCCACAGAGGAUGCCAAGGCCUUUGCGGAGAGGGAGAACACCUUCUUCAUGGAGACAUCCGCUCUGGAAUCAACGAAUGUAGAAAUCGCCUUCACUGAAGUUCUCACUCAGAUCUAUCAUGUGGUCAGCAGGAAGGCUCUUGAUAUUGGCAAUGAUCCCACAACUUUGCCCAAGGGUCAGACUAUCAAUGUAGGCACCAAGGAUGAUGUAUCAGCUGUCAAGAAAGCCGGUUGUUGCUCGACUUAGCUCCCUGAAGUAAGGCACCUCAUCUUUAGGAUCCUUAGCUGCCUUGAAAGUAUAACAAGCUGCCUUGCAUGUACGUAUGAAGAAGCUUUUGGCAAGAUGCUUUUCAAAGUGCAUUUCCUCUUAAGAAGGUUCGCAUUUUUUAUGACAUGAGUGUGAACAUCUCUUAGGUUUUAUAGAUAUUCAGAUUACAAGUUUAAAUUCGGGGUGGUUGUCAUCAUCUUCCAAUUGAUGCAAACCUUUCUUUUUAUUUUUUUUUUCUUUUUUGAGCUUUGAUGUGUUGUUUUAAUUCAUAGCCACAGCAUUCUGUUAUAUUCUCUCUCUUUUUUAUGGAAUUACAGUGCAUCCAAUAGAAACAUCUCCUUUUUUUUGGUUGUGA
Messenger RNA from Phoenix dactylifera (date palm), 1437 nucleotides. RefSeq names its product ras-related protein RABA1f-like. Lineage: Eukaryota; Viridiplantae; Streptophyta; Magnoliopsida; Arecales; Arecaceae. The record is from RefSeq and is a predicted model, not a curated record. Gene Ontology annotation, molecular function: GTPase activity; GTP binding.